Molecule: messenger RNA, 709 nt
Organism: Triplophysa rosa
Lineage: Eukaryota; Metazoa; Chordata; Actinopteri; Cypriniformes; Nemacheilidae
Gene: atp5mc1
Product: ATP synthase membrane subunit c locus 1
Exons: 5
Coding region: 98-517 (139 amino acids)
Biological process (GO): proton transmembrane transport; proton motive force-driven ATP synthesis
Molecular function (GO): proton transmembrane transporter activity
Source: RefSeq, a predicted model, not a curated record
UAAAUUACAAGGUGACAGAUUUCGGCGCCGUACUCAUUGCUUCCAGCUUGUUUCCUAUACCUAGGCCGUUGUGUGCUGUGUCCGAUAGGCUUCAAACAUGUAUGCCUGUGCUAAGUUUGUCACCUCACCUGCUGUGCUCCGCGGCGGCUCCAGGGUUCUGGCGCGGCCUGUUUCAGUGUCUUUGUUCAACAGACCUGAAGCAAGAAGUGAGCAGACAGCUCUAUUGCCAGUCAGCGAGGCAUCCCUUCUUAAUAUAGCCCGGGGGUUCCAGACCAGUGCUGUAUCCAGAGACAUUGACACAGCAGCCAAGUUCAUUGGUGCUGGUGCUGCCACGGUGGGUGUGGCCGGAUCAGGAGCUGGAAUCGGAACGGUGUUCGGCAGUCUCAUUAUCGGCUAUGCCAGGAACCCUUCUCUGAAACAGCAGCUCUUCUCCUACGCCAUUUUGGGCUUCGCUUUGUCUGAGGCCAUGGGUCUGUUCUGUCUGAUGGUGGCGUUCCUCAUCCUGUUCGCCAUGUGAAUUUUAGCUAUCUUCUCUCUCACACACAGUCAACUAACUUCUGGAGAUUGGAACUCUACACACAGCUUAGACCAUGGCGAUGCCAUUCCAACAAAAUUAUCCCGUUUUAUGUUUCCCAGUACCAUUUUUCUUUUUCUGAAAGUUUUAUGUAAGAACUCUUCACAGACCAUCAGAAUAAAAACUUGAAAUCUG